GCGAAAGUGACGGACGACAGCCGCUGGUUUUGUCAAACCAAAUUUUGUUGAAAAUAAAUUGGGAAUUUUACACAGACCCUUGCUAAAUUGACUUAAGUUUAUAGAAUAUCAUGGCUUACCAUUACGUUGUUACUGCUCAAAAACCUACAGCUGUUACAGCAUGUGUUACAGGUAAAAAAAUACCAAAUGAACACCAUUUAAACAUUGAGGUUAAACUAUCAGCAUAGUUUAUCGAGAGUUAUUUUCGUAAUAAAUUGACGCUCUAGUUUUCCUGAGUGUUUUCUUUCGGUUCACAGUCAAGAAAAUUCGAAAAUAACUCGAAGUUCCAUGGUACAACCUGAUAUUACUACAUAAAAAGCAAUUUGUUGUUAGCAUGCUAAAAUUUCAUACCAAACCUUUGGAUAAUCCAUUGUUUUCAGCAAUUUUACUUCACCAACUGACUUAAACCUCCUAGUGGCAAAAGUUACCCGUUUGGAGAUGUACUUAGUGACCCCCGAAGGCCUUCGCCCUCUUAAAGAGGUUGGAUUGUAUGGCAGAGUGGCUAAAAUGAAGAUGUUUAGACCACCGGAUGAAAAUAAAGAUUUAGUCUUUAUUUUAACGGCACGCUACAAUGCCAUGAUUUUGGAGUGGAAGACUGGUCCUAAUGGCCAAUUGGAAGUGAUCACCAGGGCCCAUGGUGAUGUUUCGAGCAGAGUUGGUAAACCAUCUGAGAAUGGUAUGUUGGCUGUCAUAGAUCCACAAGCCAGAGUAAUUGGAUUAAGACUUUAUGAUGGACUAUUUAAAAUAAUUCCUCUGGACAAGGAUUCAACAGAGCUGAAAGCGGCUUCAUUGAGACUUGAAGAAUUAAAUGUUUAUGAUGUUGAAUUUAUGCAUGGUUGCGCAAAUCCUACACUUAUUUUAAUACAUCAAGAUCUCAAUGGGCGACAUAUAAAGACUCAUGAAAUUAGUUUGAGGGAUAAAGAAUUUUGUAAGAUCCCAUGGAAACAAGAUAAUGUGGAAACAGAGGCAUCAAUACUUAUACCAGUGCCUAGUCCCCUUGGUGGAGCUAUUGUAAUUGGACAAGAAAGUAUUGUAUACCAUGAUGGACAAAACUAUGUAGCUGUUGCUCCACCACAAAUCAAGUUGACACCAAUAAAUUGCUACUGUCGGGUGGAUACUCGUGGGUUACGAUAUUUAUUGGGUGAUAUAGCAGGACGUCUGUUCAUGCUUCUUUUGGAAUUGCAUGAGAAGAUGGAUGGCACACAGACUGUCAAAGACCUGAAAGUGGAAUUGCUUGGUGACAUACCCAUCCCUGAGUGCAUGACCUACCUCGACAACGGAGUGGUAUUCAUCGGGUCUCGUUUAGGAGACUCUGCUCUAGUUCGUUUGUCUGCAACACGGGAUGAAGCUAACCAGUACGUGCAGCCGAUGGAGAGCUUCACGAGCCUCGCGCCCAUAGUCGAUAUGUGCGUCGUGGAUUUAGAGAGACAAGGCCAGAAUCAACUCAUCACCUGUUCUGGCGCAUUCAAAAUGGGUUCCCUCCGCAUCAUCCGCAACGGGAUAGGCAUCCAAGAACAGGCGUCCAUUGACCUGCCCGGCAUCAAGGGCAUGUGGGCGCUCACUCUCGCCGAGAACUCUUCGCACCACGACACACUCGUAUUAGCUUUUGUAGGACAGACGAGGGUUUUGGCACUCAACGGUGAAGAGGUAGAAGAAACUGAAAUCAAAGGGUUUGUGUCAGACAGGCAGACAUUCUUCACAGGCAAUGUUUGUCAUGAUCAGCUAAUACAGGUGACUGACGAAGGCAUCCGCCUCAUAGCUCGGGGCCCCACCGGUUGGGAAUUAGCGGAACAAUGGAGUGCGGGAGGAUCACGCGGCGUUUCUGUAGUAGCUUGCGGAGAAACGCGCGUAGUUUGUGCGGCCGGACCGCGGAUCUAUCUGGUCGCUAUACAUCAGGGCAAGCUGGAACCGCUCGCUGAGGUUUGCAUGGAAGAAGAAGUGGCGUGUUUGGAUCUGGGCCCGGGGGGUGAGAAUGCACUGCUGGGCGUGGGCCUUUGGACUGACAUCUCUGUUCGCGUGCUGCGACUACCGGACCUCAGGCCGUUACAUACAGAGAAACUGUCCGGAGAGAUAAUUCCUCGUUCUCUACUAAUAUGCGUACUGGAAGGUGUUUGCUACUUACUAUGCGCUCUCGGCGACGGCUCCAUGUUCUACUUUACUGUGGACCAGGAGACUGGUGUGCUUAGCAAUAAGAAGAAAUUCACGCUCGGUACACAGCCCACAGUUCUCAGAACAUUCAGAUCAUUAUCAACGACAAAUAUAUUCGCGUGCUCCGACCGUCCCACGGUGAUAUUCUCGUCCAAUCACAAAUUAGUAUUUUCCAACGUCAAUCUCAAGGAAGUGACUCACAUGUGCUCUCUCAAUGCUGUUGCGUAUCCAGACAGUUUAGCGUUAGCAACAGACAGUACAGUGACCAUUGGCACUAUAGAUGAAAUCCAGAAAUUACACAUUAGAACAGUACCCCUAGGCGAGACUCCGCGACGAAUCGCUUACCAGGAGGCUACACAAACUUUCGGCGUGAUCACAAUGCGGGUGGACAAACUGGAAUGGACGGCCAGCACCGGCCCUUCCACAGUAGCGGUGCGAGCUUCCGCGUCCAGCGCCGCCGCCAGCACUAGCGGCGCGCCUCCACAGCAACCCAAGCACGCGCCCAACGCUCUGGACCUGGAACUGCACAACCUGCUGCUUCUAGACCACCAUACCUUCGAGGUUUUACACGCACACCAACUAAUGGCGAACGAAUUCGCAAUGUCUCUGAUCUCAUGUAAACUCAGCGAGGACCCGAACCACUACUACGCUGUCGGCACCGCCAUCGUCAACCCGGAGGAAUCGGAACCCAAACAAGGCAGAAUAUUAUUAUUCCAUUGGACUGAAGGCAAACUGAUACAGAUAGCAGAGAAAGAAAUCAAAGGAGCGUGUUAUUCACUCGUAGAAUUCAAUGGAAAGUUAUUAGCAUCUAUCAACAGUACGGUACGAUUAUUCGAAUGGACGUCAGAUAAGGAACUGCGGUUAGAAUGUAGCCACUUCAACAAUAUUGUAGCUUUAUAUUUGAAGGUGAAGGGUGAUUUCAUUCUAGUCGGAGAUAUUAUGAGAUCAAUGUCUCUAUUGCAAUAUAAACAGAUGGAGGGUAGUUUCGAAGAAAUAGCCCGUGAUCACAGUCCAAAUUGGAUGACGUCAGUUGAAAUCUUAGAUGAUGACACAUUCCUUGGUGCCGAGAACAACUUUAACCUUUUUAUUUGCCAAAAAGAUGGCGCCGCAACAACAGACGAGGACAGACAGCAACUAGACAACAUGGGCCGUUUCCACGUCGGCGACAUGGUGAAUGUCAUGAGACACGGGUCCCUGGUGUCGCAGCACGCAGACACCGCCGCGCCCGUCUCCAGCCCCGUGCUGGUGGCCACCGUCACCGGCGCCAUAUGCUUAGUAGUCCAAUUACCGCAAGACCUCUAUGAGCUGCUGCACGUUCUAGAAGAAAGACUAACCCACACCAUAAAGUCGGUGGGCAAGAUUCCCCACUCCUUCUGGAGGUCAUUGAACUCUGACAUCACUUCUGAAGUAGCCGAGGGAUUCAUUGAUGGUGACCUUAUUGAAAGCUUUCUUGACCUCAAUAGGGAUAUACAAAAAGAAACUGUCCAAGGAAUACAGAUCGACGAAGGCAGUGGGAUGAAACGUGACGCAACCGUAGAUGACCUUAUAAAAAUAGUAGAAGAUCUAACCCGGAUACAUUGAUAAGCAGGAACAAGUGCUAGUGAUAUAAUAAGCAUAAUGGAGAAUUCUUAUUAAACAGUUUAUGUACUUCAUUUUUUUAUUUUAUUCAAUGGUACCUCUUUAAUAAAACUAGUUUUUUACGGGUUAAUGCACGAAACUUCAUU
Messenger RNA from Chilo suppressalis (striped riceborer), 3911 nucleotides. The record is from the annotation of a GenBank genome assembly. Lineage: Eukaryota; Metazoa; Arthropoda; Insecta; Lepidoptera; Crambidae.